GCCUGCCGAUUCCUCCAUCAGAUCUUGGCGGGCGUCGAGCGCGUGCACGAGACGAAUGUCGUCCACCGCGACAUGAAGCCUGAAAACUUGCUUCUCGACGAGCGUGAGUGCAUCAAGAUCGUUGACUUCGGUCUGAGCAACACCUUCCAGGAUGGGCAGCUCUUGCAAACAGCUUGUGGCUCUCCAUGCUAUGCCGCACCUGAGAUGAUUGCGGGAAAUCAGUAUUUCCCACCGAUGGUGGACGUUUGGAGCUGUGGGGUCAUACUGUUUGCGCUGGUCUGCGGCUUCCUUCCAUUCGAGGACCAGAACCACGCGGAGCUGUACAAGAAAAUCCUCAAUGCCGAGUACGAGACACCCAACUUUGUCAGCCCAGAGGUGACCAGCCUCAUCGCCGGUAUGCUUACUACGGAUCCAGAGAAGCGGAUGUCCUUGAAGGACAUCCGGAAACACCAGUG
Messenger RNA from Symbiodinium necroappetens, 455 nucleotides. NCBI's taxonomy places the organism in Eukaryota, Dinophyceae, Suessiales, Symbiodiniaceae. The record is from the annotation of a GenBank genome assembly.